Messenger RNA from Rubroshorea leprosula, 744 nucleotides. The record is from the annotation of a GenBank genome assembly. Lineage: Eukaryota; Viridiplantae; Streptophyta; Magnoliopsida; Malvales; Dipterocarpaceae.
AGAAGUGAAAAAUAGUGUGCCAUGGGGCUGGUUAAGUCGUCCAAAAUUCUCUUGUCAAUCGUGCUUGUCGCCGCAAUCGGAAAAGAAGCAUCAGCCACACAGCAUGUGGUCGGCGGCAGUCAGGGUUGGGGUGAAUCUGUAGAUCUUAACUCUUGGGCUUCCAGUCAGACAUUUAAGGUCGGAGACCAACUUGUUUUCAAGUACUCUUCGGGGCUGCACAGCGUGGUGGAGCUCGGCAGCGAAGCCGCAUACAAGAACUGCGACCUGGGAACAGCACUGGACUCCAAGAACAGUGGGAACGACGUUGUGAAGCUGACCAAACCCGGAACCCGGUACUUUGCCUGCGGUACGUUGGGACACUGCGGCCAGGGGAUGAAGGUGAAAAUCACGACCGUUGCGGGGAAUGCUCCGUCUACCCCUGCGUCAACUCCUUCAUCUUCAGGGGCUUGUUUUAUUCAACCUUUGGCUAACCCAUUUGUUUUAGCUGCUGCAAUUUUCCUCGCCACCACCGAUCUAUUUCACUUGUUUUGAAGCCAUGGAGUUUUCUUUCCUCUUUUUUUCUUUUUUUUUGGGUAAAGAUGAGGAGCCAUCGGGUUUGAUAGAUUAGUGCUCAAUUUUUUUUUAACUACCAAGUUGAUGCAUCAAGUGUUGAUUAUACUCUAUUUUUGGUUUUGUAAGAUUUGUUUUCUAGUAUUUUUAAUUCAUUGUCAUCACUGUAUUUGACAAUUAAGGAAUUUCACCAAA